Messenger RNA from Grosmannia clavigera kw1407, 1986 nucleotides. RefSeq lists its product as uncharacterized. Lineage: Eukaryota; Fungi; Ascomycota; Sordariomycetes; Ophiostomatales; Ophiostomataceae. The transcript is spliced from 4 exons. The coding region runs from base 1 to 1986 and encodes 661 amino acids. The record is from RefSeq and is a predicted model, not a curated record.
AUGGCUGGACCGUCGGCGCAGGUCAAAUGGACCCCCGAGGCCAGCAUCUUGAAGCCAAUCGACGCGACAGUCAAUUCUGACGAAUGGCCGUCCUUUUAUCUGACCGACGCUGCAAUCUACAGCAAGGACGGUACCUCACUUGCCAAUGCGCUGCUCGUCGGCACCGAAGGCCCCUUUGUCGUCCGUGGCAAGCUCGAAGGCGAAGAGGAAGACGGGUCGCAAUUUGUCCGCCCCGACGUCCGCUCGGCCAACAUCGAGAUCAACGACUGUACCCUCUACUCUCUCGGCUUUGAUCCCCUGCCGCUCGUCUGGGUCUCUGGUCAUGCCGGCUGGUUCAUGAUCAACCCCAGUCCCACCUACAUUCCCUUCUACAAUGACAUCUGCGACGUCUCCGUCCUGUACCACCACAUAUCCGAGAUCUACAACACAGCCGUCGAAAACGCUGCCAAGGUUGAGAAGAAAAACGUCUACGCCAACCUCUCCACCAAACACAUCCUGUUCGAGUAUGCCGUAGCAGUCGGUGACGGCAUCACCUACGACGAGCUGGUCGACAAAUGCGUCCGCUUGGCCCCCUUGCUGCUCGCCCACUUCGCGAGCAUAAAGACGUUCAACUGGAAGACAACCGGCUUCGUCAAGUGGUUGACACGGGAGAUACAAGAUCGAGGCCGUACUGACCGGAGAUCAAGCCGCGCCAUUUCCGUCACAGACAACCGCUCACAAUCAUCUCCCGCGCCAACUGCAGUGCCGUCGUCAUCCGCACCUCAGCCCUCCUCCUCCUCCUCUUCCACAGCACGUCCGCCUUCUUCGCUCUCCCACGAGCUGCCGCUCCGAACCCCACCACGAUCUUCGCUCAACUCGAACCCGCCUCCCGAUCCACCAUCGACAACAGCACAACCCGCUGCAGCCACAUCCGACGCGCAGACAAUGGACGAAGCCGAUGGCCGUCAUGCGGCUGCCCUCCGAAUGCUCCUCGACGGCAUCCUGGAGAUCGGCCGAGACUUUCAUGGCGACGUGUCGCGCAUCAGCCAGUCUCACAUCCACGGAAAGCUCUACAACAAGUUCCGGCUCAAGUUUUAUACCGUCGCUAAGGAUCUGUCGGCAUACUUUGCUACGGAACUCUUGGCCGCACUGGACCACGAAUGGGCUGAGUCUCCGUACGGCCUCUGGCUUCGCACUGCCAGCUCGCAGCCCUUUGUCCCCGUCUCGCCCGACUUUACUGUUCGUGACAUGCCCAACCAGCUUGUCCGUCGCGCCGGCCAUAUCAACCAGCGCCAGAGACAGGGUUCCGCAACCCCGACAGCGUCUUCUACACCACUGCGCCGUGACCAGCAGCGAUCGGCCGGCAAGGCCCUGCCGUCUGCCCUGAGUGCUCGCCGUGGCGGCAAGCACGCCGCUCUGCGUCUGCCGCUGGCCUCCAAGAAGCGCCCGCACGGCAGCGCCUUCUCCAACGACAACUCGGACAACGACUCGAUAGACGACGGCGACGAUGCCGGCACCAGCAGCAGUGCCGACGCUCGGGGUCAUGACGCGCGUCGGCGAAAGCUCGCAAACAAAAACGAAAACGAAAUCGGCAACGACAACGAGACCAUGCUCGUCGUCCGAUCGCAGCCGCUAGCCCAGUCCACUGCGCCGACCGGACCCAACCGGACCUGGCGUUGCGCCCGGCCGGCCUGCGGCUUCUUCGUCCGUGAUGCCGGCCCCAACUUUGGCACAGGAGGUGAUCUCGACGACGACAGCAGCGACGAUGACGAUGAGAGCCACGACCAUGUCAAGAUCGCUCAGGAGCUUGUGCGCCAGCACAUCCGCGCCCACGAGCAGGAGACGCUGAACAAGGUCGACCUGGCCAUCACCGAAGGCUCGCGGCGCCACGUUUCCGUCAGUCACCUGUUGGACAAGAUUCGCAACAUGGGCGAUACGAGCAGCGGUGGACCGGCUAUGGAUGGCGUCGUGGCACCGAGUCCGAUUGUACGGCAUUUCCUCGUGUAG